AUGGCCAUCGUACUCAUCGAAGCUGAGCAAAACCUCGACAUGGCAAAACUGAUAGAAAAAAUAGACGCACUCAUUCAAGGACCGAUUGCGCAACUCGAGGAGAAAGCAGAAGAAAUAGCAGAAGCAACAGAAAUGCACAAAAACGCACUAGAAAGCGCAGUAUCAGAGCUACGUGGCAAUCUACACAUCUCAUCAGAAAGCAUCGAAAAAAUAGUAACAAAUGCCACGAGGGCAUCGCAAAUAGAGAAUCAAAUCGAACCAAGGGCAGAACGACCUAACGGGUCACAGUCAUAUGCCAGCGUCGUCAGAAACGAAGCCCCCCCCCAACUAACGAAAAUCUUAGCCCGCAGUGAAGCCCAAGCCAAACAGAUACUCAUCGACAAACGAACAUACGGCGAAGUAGACUCGCUCAGAGGACUCACGGAGGCGGAACUCGUUGCCAAAGCAAAACUAACAAUAGAACUGGUAGAAAGAGACGGAACAGCAAUUCCACCCAACAUCGACUUCUGCUCAGCAAGACGCUUACCCCACGGAGGAAUCCUCCUUGAACUCAACACCGUUAAAUCAGCACAGUGGUUCGACACUCCAGCCAACCGAGGAGCAUUCAUCGCCAAUUUCAGCCACAAUGUAACCAUCAAGGACCGAUCAUACAAUGUACUAAUCGAAAACAUCCCUGUCACCUACAACCCCGGAUCAGUGCAAGCCAACACGGAGAUCGAAAAGAGAGAAGGACUCAAACCAGGAACGAUAACGAGAUCGCGAUGGAUCAAACCGUGGGAAAGCCACAAACGACGUUCAGAAGACUCAAGAUACCGAUACUUCCCAACCUCCGAUCCUCUCACGUGGGAAACCCUCAGUAAUGAAACAGAACAGCGACGAGAGCCACCUGAAAACGCAACAUGGAACCAACAAGCGACGGACCUCAACACUCACGGCAACUAUGGGCGACUCCAGCUAGCACUACCAACCCGAGGAAAGGACAGCCAACAACAAAACAACGACAGACGACAGACGAAAGGACAACACAGCCAGAUCAACCCCAACCGCAUCCCCAUUGGAACCCAAGCCCAGCUUAUGGACAACUGGCUGAAUACCCGAAACAACGACGAUCCCAGCAAACGAACGGUACACUACGAACUCUCUCCCUCACCGCACCCCACUACCCCCCUCUGGUAUCCGUCCCCAACCCCAGAACCCAACACUGAAAGAUCUACCCCCACAGGCUUUGACUAA
Messenger RNA from Suillus clintonianus, 1233 nucleotides. RefSeq lists its product as uncharacterized. The record is from RefSeq and is a predicted model, not a curated record. The coding region runs from base 1 to 1233 and encodes 410 amino acids. The transcript has 2 exons. Lineage: Eukaryota; Fungi; Basidiomycota; Agaricomycetes; Boletales; Suillaceae.